GCCGAGUGCCCCGCGGACGGCUGGCAGUACGUCGACCCGUACAGCAAGGUGCAAGGGCCAUUCAACCUCAGCGAGAUGCGGCAUUGGCACCAGAAGGGCUACUUUCAGCCGAACCUGCGGAUGCGCUGCGCGCCCACGGACGAGUUCGUGCCCUUCUGCGAGCUCUUCCCGAAGUCGCUGGUGGCGUUCGAGUCCUACCCGCGGAGGCCGACGCGCUCCGCCACGUAG
Prorocentrum cordatum is the source of this 228-nucleotide messenger RNA. NCBI's taxonomy places the organism in Eukaryota, Dinophyceae, Prorocentrales, Prorocentraceae. The record is from the annotation of a GenBank genome assembly.